Molecule: messenger RNA, 468 nt
Organism: Aspergillus pseudotamarii
Lineage: Eukaryota; Fungi; Ascomycota; Eurotiomycetes; Eurotiales; Aspergillaceae
Exons: 2
Coding region: 1-468 (155 amino acids)
Source: RefSeq, a predicted model, not a curated record
AUGAAGAUCUCCGCUGCCCUUUCCACUGCCCUGCUGGCCGUUAGUGCCGCUGCGUUUGACAAGAACCAACCCUGGGGCAAACGCGACUACAACUGUGUCAACGUCUUCCAGGGCAUCCCCGACAACUCGACCGUCGCUCCCGGCGCUGAGAUCAACAUCAAGUUCAACCGCAACUCCAAGAACUGCGACGAGUCUCUUGGCCAAUACCCAGGAGCAAAUUACACCAUCUAUCUCUACAACAACCCUGUUAGAAACUUGGAUGUUAUCCAUUUCGACCGUGAACUCCCGAUUAAGAAGGAUAUCCCCGAGAAGGACGGUGCUGUCACGAUCACCAUUCCGUCUCAGGAGGAGCUUGGCACCGUCGCGGACGACAGCGUUUGGUAUCUCCGUCUCUCUACUAGCUUGAACACUGCCCCCCAGAUGCCUACUCUCUUCAAUGCUGCCGGUCCUUUCGCUAUUCGUGCUUAA